AUGCUAAGGUUGAACCGUCCAAAAGUUUCUCCGGAACUUGACCCAUCCACAUUAUCAAACUAUGAAAAUUUCACAGUUGAGUUAACAACUCUUCAUUUCGAUGUUAAGUUUGACGAGAAGAUUGUUAUUGGUAAAGUGACAUAUCAUUUAGUAAAUCAGGGUAAAGCAGAUCACGUUGAUUUAGAUACCUCUUAUCUUGAUGUGAACACCGUUGUAAUCAACACCAAAUCGGUAGAAUACAAAUUACACGAAAGGAAACAGACAUUGGGUUCAAAAUUAUCCAUUGCGAUACCUUUGUCCAUUCCAAACAAGUUUGAGUUAACAAUUGAAUUUGCUACAACGUCGAAAUGCACUGCAUUACAAUUUCUCGAUAAGGAGGCAACAGAUGGUAAGAAGUAUCCUUACUUAUUUUGUCAAUGUCAAGCUAUUCAUGCACGUAGUUUGUUUCCAUGUUUUGAUACACCUGGUAUAAAAUCGCCUUUUGAGUAUACAGUAAAAUCACCAUUGAAUACAUUGAUGUCUGGUUUAUUUGUGAAGCAGGAAAAGGAUACUUAUUUCUUCAAACAACCGGUACCUAUUCCAUCAUAUUUGGUUUCUAUUGCUUCAGGUGACAUUGCCCGUGCUUCCAUUGGACCUAGAAGUGAUAUAAUGACAGAACCAGUGAAUUUAGAUAAAUGUAAAUGGGAGUUUGAAAAAGACACCGAGAAAUUUAUCCAAAUUGCCGAAAACUUGAUCUUUGAUUAUGAAUGGCAGAGAUUUGACUCUUUGGUUUUACCAGCUAGUUUCCCAUACGGAGGAAUGGAAAUACCUAACCUUUGUCAAUUAACUCCAACAUUGAUCUGUGGUGACAGGUCCUUGGUAAAUGUUGUUGCUCAUGAAUUAGCUCAUUCUUGGUCAGGGAAUUUGGUUACAAAUUGUUCAUGGGAACAUUUUUGGUUGAAUGAAGGAUGGACAAUGUACAUUGAAAGAAGACUUUUAGAAGCCAUUGCUGUUAUUGAGGCUAAAAACAAUGGAAUGAAUGACAAAGAAGCAGAGGCGUAUGGUGAGCAAGUACGGCAAUUUAGCGCUAUAAUAGGCUGGACUGACUUGGAGAAUGAUUUGAAAUCAAUGGGUGACAAUGUUGAUAAAUAUUCCGUAUUGGUUCAAAACUUGAAAAACGGACAAGAUCCAGAUGAUUCGUUUUCAACUGUACCUUAUGAAAAAGGGUUCAACUUGUUGUACUUGAUUGAAAAGACUGUUGGUAAGAGUAAAUUUGAUCAUUUUAUUCGCGAUUAUUUCAAACAUUUCAGGUACAAGUCUUUGGAUACUUAUCAAUUUGUCGACUAUUUAUACAAUUAUUUCAAAGACGAGAAACAGAGUUUGGAUGGAAUAGACUGGGAUGAAUGGUUAUUCAAGCCAGGAAUGCCACCUGUGGACCCUAAAUUUGAUACUUCAUUGGCAGACGUAUGCUAUAAAUUGGCCAAGAGAUGGUAUUUAUACGCAAGUAACAAAGAUAAUGGCGAUACAGUGUUUGUACCUGGAGAAAUUACAAGUUUUACAGCAAACCAACAUAUUGUGUUACUCGAUACAUUGAUAUCUUAUGAAAAAGUGGCAGAUUUUUCAUGGAAACAAAAUCCAAAAGCAAUGUUUCUCAUGUCUCAAUUGUACAAAAAUCAAUAUAGUUCAAGUCCCAAUGCAGAAAUCAAAUUCAGAUGGUUCUAUUUACAAGUUACUGGUGGCACACAAGAUUUUGAAAAUAAAUUAGGUGAAUUUUUGGGUACUACAGGAAGAAUGAAAUUCGUUCGACCUGGUUAUAUGCUAUUAAACAAACAAUUCAGCAAUGUCACCGAACGAUUCAGUAUUGAGAGGCUCAAGUCUGAGUUUGCUUCAGUCCACCAAACUGUUUCCAAAUUGCGUUCACCACAGGAAUUUUUUGACUUUCGCCGCAUUUCUAAACCAAGCAACUUUGGUGAAAUCCAACAAAGAGUUAGUUAUAAUUUAGGAUAUUUCUCAGCCAACUAUAUUACUAUUGUGAUGAUUUUGAGUGUUUAUGCUUUGGUUACUAAUUUGCUAUUAUUGUUUGUUUUGGCUUUUGUUAUUUUGGGAGUAUAUGGUAUUAACAAGUUGGGCGGUGAAGAUUUGGUGACUCCAUUUGGUAGAGUAAACACUUCACAGUUGUAUACUGGAUUAUUGAUUGUUGCUGUACCCUUGGGAUUCUUGGCCAGUCCCAUUUCAACUUUGAUGUGGUUAAUUGGACUGAGUAUUCUACAAGCUGUUGCUUCACUAUCGAGUAAAGCGAGAUUACUGCUCCACUAUCUCGCUCUGCUCGAUAGUGUCGAUAGUGUCGUUGAAUCUAAAGAGGACAUCAGUAUGGCCUCCAACUCGCCACAUUUCUCUAAUAAGGUUAAAAAAUAUGUGGCUGAUAGUGUCGGUGGCAGCUGGUGUGCUCAAGCUGGUGUGCCACACUAUCGAGCACAGCGAGAUAGUGGCGAUGAUGUUGGUGGCAGCUGGUGUGCUCCACUAUCUCGCUCUGCUCGAUAG
This is a messenger RNA of Lodderomyces oxycetoniae, 2520 nucleotides long. RefSeq lists its product as uncharacterized. The transcript is spliced from 3 exons. The record is from RefSeq and is a predicted model, not a curated record. NCBI's taxonomy places the organism in Eukaryota, Fungi, Ascomycota, Pichiomycetes, Serinales, Debaryomycetaceae. Gene Ontology annotation, biological process: proteolysis. Gene Ontology annotation, molecular function: zinc ion binding; epoxide hydrolase activity; metallopeptidase activity. Gene Ontology annotation, cellular component: cytosol. Bases 1 to 2520 code for a protein of 839 amino acids.